Molecule: messenger RNA, 1176 nt
Organism: Salvia miltiorrhiza (redroot sage)
Lineage: Eukaryota; Viridiplantae; Streptophyta; Magnoliopsida; Lamiales; Lamiaceae
Exons: 9
Coding region: 189-1025 (278 amino acids)
Molecular function (GO): protein binding
Source: RefSeq, a predicted model, not a curated record
CAGUUACGCGCCACCAAUUUGACUUUUGAGGCGUAUCGAAAUUAGCUCUUUUGGGAAACCUCAAUUAAUAUCUCACGCUCGCCGCCGUCUCAGCCGUGUCCCCUCCCCGGCAGCCGCAGCCGUUGUCCAGCCCUAAUUUCUACGAGAAGUCUUGAAAUUCUCACAUCUGGUUCUGCAAUAGGUGAAAAAUGUUCAAAGCAUUCCGUUGGAAGCCUUCUUAUAGGCAACUCUCUGCAGUUGUUGUUUCUCCCCAAUUCAAUUUGUGGAGAGGAAUGCAUAGUAGGUCUAAGAAGGCAAUGGAGUUCGUAGCCAAAGGAUUUAGUGCUUUGCAGGAAGUUGACAGAGUUAUUGAUUAUUGUGAGCGUAAUGAUCAGCGUCUCAUCCCUUUGCUUAGGGCAGCAAAGCAACAUUUUGAGUUGGCUCUUGAAGCUGACAACUCGAGCACUAAUGCUAGAUAUUGGCUUGCUAAAGUGCAUCUCAAAUACCAGUUCUGCCCUGGUGCAUGUAAACCUGUAGGGGCUGCAUUGCUAGUGGAAGCUGCUGAGAUGGGCAAUCCUAAUGCACAAUAUGAUCUUGCCUGCCACCUAAGAGCUGAGGACCGUCUUGCACAAUCGGCGCAGAAAGCUAUGUAUUAUCUGCAGAAGGCAGUUGACCAGUUGCAUCCUGGUGCUCUCUAUCUCUUAGGAGCUAUAUACUUGACUGGGGAUUGUGUGAACCAGGACAUUUCGUCUGCCAUUUGGUGUUUCCACAGAGCAGCAGAAAAGGGUCAUGCUGGUGCUGCCAUAGCCUACGGAUCUCUUCUCCUUGCAGGUGUUCGACUUCCCGAAUCCGUAACCAAAUUCAAUGUGAAGAAAGCGUCCUCAAUCAGAAAACAGAGGGACGAUUCUGGAUCCGAUGAGUAUAAUCCAGUUGAGAUGGCAAGAGAUCAAUUUGAAAUUGCUGCUAAUGCAGGAUGUGAUCUUGGAUUGAAAUGGUUGAAACUUCUUGACGAGGAAGAGAAGAAGAAAAGCAUGUCGAGCUCUUAAUGUAGGUCUUAAUACAUAAGAUUUACCUACCUUUGAUAAUUCUGGCCUUGAUAGCUUAUAAACUGUUGGGAACUCCUUGUAACGAAGAUGGGAUAAAUAACAAAAAAGUGGGGAUCACUAAAAUAAGAUAAUUUCUUUUCAUUUUUUCUUA